This is a messenger RNA of Rubroshorea leprosula, 1000 nucleotides long. Lineage: Eukaryota; Viridiplantae; Streptophyta; Magnoliopsida; Malvales; Dipterocarpaceae. The record is from the annotation of a GenBank genome assembly.
CCUUAGACUCUAAUUGAUGCAUAUAAGCCCCUGAACUCUACAAUCCGAGCAAUUUUGCCCCUCCUCUCACAGUCAACUUAACUGCUGUUAACUGCCGUUUGAGGACUGCAUCGUGUGGCGAAAUGUGGCUGUCUCAUGCUUACGUGGCAAGCGAUGGAUACAAUUUUCCACUCAUGGACAUUUGCGGGAUACGGGACAAUUAUAAAUUUUGCGUGGAUGAUGCCCCCAUAAAUUGCUCAGGGUAACCUGCUUCUCCUUCUCCUUCUCCAAAACUUCAUAGCUUACCAAGGUUCCUUUUUUAUUUUUAUUUUUUUCCUGAGCUUACUAGAACAAAUGGCUUUGGUUUCAACCCAAGAACUGCCCAUGUAUUCUACUUCUCCCCGUGCAAAGCUCACCUUACCCCAAGCUGUGGUUGAGCAGAUGCCUGUGCUUUUUCCACCAACAUUACAAAUUGAUAGAAGGGCAGAAUUGACUAUGUUUAAUUUCCGAGGCCCUAAUGUGGCUGAAUUUGUAGUAACCGCAUCACUUCAAAAACAAGGGCAAGAUGGUGUGAGGGUGGUUCUCUUGGAAAGUGGGUGGAAGCCUGUGGUUAGGGAGCUUGGAUUGAGAGAAGGAGACACGGUGAGGAUUCUUCUCUUGGACAACACGGCGUGGACUUAUUCCAUUGCAGUGGAAAGGGCGUUCGAUCUGAACGAGCCUCCCGAGCCCAACAUGUAGAUCAAUCUCAACGAUGAAGAGUGAAGAGGGGAGUAGGAGACUGAUCUGAGUGUUACGUUAGUGUCAUACCCAUCCACGAAUAUGCAUUCAAUUUCUUUGCUUGUAACUCUUUUUUUUGGUUUUUUUGUUGGAAUUUUUUUUUUUUUGGGUACUCGUGUGGUUUAGAGUUGUUAAGAUGGAUUUGAUUUUAGUUGUUGGGUUGCAAGUGGAUGGCUUACUGUUUGUCCUAUUGUCCUAGUUUGUUUCAUACGUUUGAGUUUAUGAAUAAAACUAUCUAUAUAUA